Anopheles moucheti is the source of this 600-nucleotide messenger RNA. RefSeq lists its product as uncharacterized. The transcript has 2 exons. The coding region runs from base 1 to 600 and encodes 199 amino acids. The record is from RefSeq and is a predicted model, not a curated record. Lineage: Eukaryota; Metazoa; Arthropoda; Insecta; Diptera; Culicidae.
AUGGAGCAAAAUAACAAACCGUACGAAGGACUGAAAUGCGAAAAUUGUUGCUAUUGGUUUAGUAAAAUGUACCUCUUUAAACAACACUACCGCAGAUACCAUAGUACGCUCGGUCAGCUAAUAGAUUUACCGACACUGCCAUUCUUCGAGGAAAUGGUAAUGCAGAACGAUCUUCAAGAAGAGCUGUGGUUCGCUGUACUACAUCUUUCAACGAUGAAGCCUGUGCUGAUGCGCAUAUUCGUAGCGGAGGGCCACGCAACAAUGCGAAUCGCGAACAUCGAUGACAUCCGGGAACAGAAACGCAAACUCUCAGCCAAAGCCGUGCACAAUUCGGCUAGCAUACCCGUGCUUUAUGACGUCUAUUCGGAGAUUAGCGCAGAGGGCACUCAAAGCUUCUACGCGGUGCCGAAACAAAAUCUAGAAAACCCCGUUAACCAUCAUGGGCAGCUUCAGCCAAAAGUUUUUUUGCCACCCGACUUACAAUCGGUUGUUCCUACAAUAGACGAAGAUAUGGGUCAUUUUGCCGAUGUUUUAUUAUUUAACCAAAAUCUAUCAAAUCCAAUGUGUGACUCGUUGAUGGAAUUAACAGAUAGUCUCUAA